AUGCUGACACAGUUGCGCUCAUACGAGCACCCAAAAUGGGCUUCUUCACUGAAAGAUAUUCCACAGUUCUUUGUUCAAGUAAGUAGUUUUGAUAUAACUUGCUAAAGUUUUGCUUUGACUUCCGCUAUUCUACCUUGUCCACCACUCGCAAAAUAGAAUUUAGAUCUAACUUAGCCCUUAUGAUGUUUUGGUCAAAACGUCGUGUACUUGACACAGAAGACGUAAAAGAAAAGACCUCUUUGGUCUUCUUUUUUUUUCCGUUGAGGAAAAAAUGUGCUUGGUAUUAUUUCAUGGUUUUUGUUCUUUUGUUUUUAAUAUGUCAUCUGUGUCCGGUACAGGAAGCAAGUGCCGAUGUUUUGCUUCUCCCUGUACAGUUAAGCUUAUUACCAGUUCACUAAUUUAAAAAUGCAUUGUUCUUUUAAGGUGAUUCCUUAGUAAAAGAACCUAACACAGGUUGUAGAUGAAACUUGGUACAGUGAUGAAACAAGUCAAGGAGAUGACAAAAAAGUAAUAAAAAGUGGCGGUCACCGUGCUCGUUUUGAUGUCACAAUACUGACAAAUACGGCUAUUUAGGAACCUUUGACAAAAACCACGCGCAGCCCAAAACUAGACAAAAAGGAGAGAUUUUUUCGAUGAUGCAUGUGGUAUCGCACAGAAUUUGACUUUAAUGUAUUCUUUAUCCACUGACGUACCAGAAAAAUGCCUUUUAGUGCCUUUGUUUUUACUUAAGGCUCCAAAGUAGAAUUAAAUUGGACACGUGCUAUUCGACCCGUGAUAGCUCAAUCCGUACAAUUUAGUAAAAUUGCCAAAAAACUGAACAUAGAUUUGGGCCAAUUUUUUUCUCAUCGAGAGGAAGCACUGUCCUUAAUAAAAUCAUGAAGUAAAAAAUAGGGGUAACCGUACUCGAGCUGGAGAAAGUGCACACCAAAUGCAUUUUCUCUGAUUUUUGAGAGAGGGCUGGGGCGAGUUUCAAAAUAGAAUGUAUGUGAAAGGGGUAAGAAAGUAUUAAAAAAAUCCGUUUUUACAGAAUUUACAUCGAGCUAUCACAUUUAGGACACAAUUUGAUAAAGAAAGCGUUUAAAUGAAAAUCAAAGUGAGUUAGCACAAGUUAAACAUCCACUGUCGAGGUUUUCCGUGAGGAAGUUGAACUCAGCAACACGCACACUGCUUCUGUUGUGCACAUUCCAAACACAUUGAGUCUCAUCUCGGCCAGAAACAACCGCAAGCAAAAAUUCCAAUUAAAAGAGUGGUACAACUGUAAGGCAAAGUUAAAAAAAAAAUGAGGAAAAAAAAUAGCGAUAAAAAACAAAAUGUUUCUCAUCCCUGCUAGCUUCAUUUUUUGAGGUAGCCUCUAACCUGUGAUGAGUUGGUCUUUAUUCCCUUUUUCUUUGGAAGGUGAUAGCAGUCAUGAUCUGCCUGUAGUCCAAAAUCUGGACUUUUGUCUGAUUGGCAUUCCACCAAGAUAUAUUUAUCUUAUCCUAAUAUAAUGAUACCUUUGAUGGGUGGUUUGGCUGCACCAUGGUUAGAUGCUUAGUUAAUUUUGCAAUUGGCCCAGCUGUCAAACUCAAUCAAGAUCCACACAAAUCACAAUUUGGAUGGUCUCAAGAAAAGUUCAAAGUCCGGCCUCGGCCUACACUUGUCUACCGCAAGGGAUGAAGUUGAGCUUUCUUUGUAAGUCAAGGAAUGGGAAAGGACAACAUUCUCUAUACUUCUCUCGUUAUUCUCUCUCCCAGCCAUUUCUGCUAGGUGCAUAACAAAUCCCAGCGCGGGUCUUUUCCUCAGGGAUUCUGCUAUAAAAUUGCAAAAGCAAUCUAAUCCCCCAUCCUGGGCUAAAAAUUGGCAGCAAAUGUCAACAAAUCCAGUGGUCCAUGCCCACAUAUGUCCCCAGGGAGGAUUGACCUCACACCUCCCCCUCUGGGAUGACCAUUGAUAAGUGCAUAAUCAUUAAACUUCAGAGUCAUUUUGCAAAAGGUGCUCCAUCAGUAUAGUAGCCUUCUCUUCUGUUAUGGCUGCCGUAAGAUACUUUAGUAAAAACUGGUCACCAAAAAGUCAGUUUUGGAUCCUGCAAAGACAACAAGAAUGCAUCAUACAAUUUCUUCUCCCAAGUCAUUUGCUCUUUAAGAUGCAUGGGUGCUGUCACAACGAAGUCUCUCUUGAGAAUCUAACUACUUAACUACCUUGCCUCUUCAAGCUCCAUUGCGUAUAAGGCCUCCGUCUUGAGAAAGUUGGCAAUUACUGUUAUUUUUUUAUUUUUCUCUUUUUUGUGACUGAAACCAUUUUUUAAGCACAGGAUUAUUAUUCUCUGUUCUAUAGGUUGCACAGUGAAAGACUCCAAUCCAUCCAUGGAAUAUUCCAAGUCUUCCAGAGGGAUUUUCUUUGAGCAUCGAAAGGGAUGACGUAACUGGCAGCACAUUGUCGGGAAAUAAGGUCAAGGCAUAUAUUGCGCACAUGAAUAAAAAGCACUCAGUUAAUUCUAUUUUAAAACUCAACCCUUAAUUUAAGCCCAUGUCGACAUAUAAAUUUUCCAGACUUGAGUCGAGUGUUGGUAGACAGUCAGAUUAUUUCCUUAGAGAAUUUAUAGUUGAGAGAAUUUGAUAAAAGAUCAAAGCAUUUUCCCCUAGAUGAUCACUUUAUUAAUUCUUACCACCUUUUCUUUUGAUUGAUUAUUAUUAGGAAAAAAUUGAUAUUGGCCAUUAGUGGACCUAUAGGGUGAAUAAUUAUUAUUACUAGUAAUAGUUGACACUAGUUGCCCCUGCUUUGUAUGUUGUCGGUCAAUGGGAUUCUUGGUUGUUGUGUAGCUCUUUGAAACAUGCAUUGUACUGAUUACUGUAAAUGAAGAUUUUCACACAUAUUCCAUACAUGUAAUGACCUCACUCUCGGUUAAUAAGUACAUGUAGUAUUUAAUUAUAACCACAGGAACUGAUAGUGUACUUCAAAUACGUUUAUGACACUCUGAGGUACACUACUCCAUUUCAUUGAUCAAUGCAUUUUUUAUAGGUUAUAGGUUUUUUAUAGGUUGAUUCUCAAUUUUAAUAUUAUUUAUGAUCAUGAAUAGUUAUGGUUAUAAGCAAAUUGAGAACUAACCUCAGUUAUAAAACCUUUUUUAACCUGAAUUUCAUUUCGACCUACAACAUGUACCUGCCAGUUUUGUCAUCAUUGUUUUAUUGUGUGCCAUGUAAUAGGUACGGAAGUUGGAGUUUCUUCUGGCUGAUGCACUGAACGAUAAGUGUGACACUGUUUUCACGUGUGGUGGAGUGCAGUCAAAUCAUUCUAGAGCCACUGUAGUAGCAGCAAGACAGCUCGGCUUGGAUUGUUAUUUGUUUCUUAGAAGCUCUGAACAGGUCAGCUACAUUCAUAUUGUAUAUUUUCUUGCAAUGUACAAAAAUGAACCCCUCUUUACAACAGUCACCUUUACUUGAUACCCUUGCUGUUUGAACCUAUCCACAUUAGCUCACUUAUAUAUUGCUAUGGGAACCAGAAAAAAAUUCCUGAAGCAAGGGUUGAGAACCAAUAACAAAUUCAAUGUCACGUAUGGAUUCACUUCCACAGUAUUCAAACCUGGGAUACAUUCACCUCGUUGGAAGGUCCAUGCUGUCACUCUCCCAAGUGCUAUUCCAACACCCUUGUUUUGCCAUCGAAUCAGACAUUUAUCAUAUUAUUAAACCCAUCAACAAUAGAUGAGCAUGGGGAAUGGUGCCUGAAGAAGGUGGAGCCACAAGACAAGCAGAGCUGAUUACGCAGGUAUCUAUGACAACCUGUGAGCGGGAACUACCAGGCUGAUUCCUGUUCGUGUUGAUGCAGUCUACAGAUAUUGGAUGUAAAGGAAAUAUUUUUCUAACCAAAAUGGUUGGAAGCCAUAUUAUUAUUGUUCCAAAACUUCAAUAUAAAUCAGGCCUUAAACAGAUGAUGGAGAAAAUGGCAGAAAAAUUGUAAGUGGCUUUAAUGACUUAAAAGGACUACAAAAGCCUUUUUUUCGCUGGAACAUUCUUAUAGUGAUAUACAUGGCGAGAUAAAGCACUUCUGGCAAAAGAUCAGAAGACCCUACACUCUUAUUGGCCACCCACUAAUUGUAAACUCAAGGUUUUUUUGUACCCCCCUUCCCAAGAGAAAUUUGAUUUCUAAUUUCCCUUUUUGCUUCUAUAUUAAGUAUGCUGGAGCCAGUGAAUUUAUUUCAUACCAUUAAAUAAUAAUACCUGUCUAAUAAUAUUACAUGUAACUGAGUCCAGAAUAUUGCCGGCCAUGAAACUCAAAAAUUAUAUCCUUAAAAGGCCAAGCAUAAUAGGAGUUUACUGUACGGUAUUAAUUGUAAUCUUAUUUAUUUUAUCAGAAAGCAACAGGGAUCCUCAGCAUAUUUGAUAGAGAUGUAGGUGGUUCAUCUUACACAGGGAUGUUUGGUUACUUGACUGCAUUUCAAGAGAUGAUAGAACAGGUAUGAGCUUUUUGUAUGGAAUGGGUUAUGUGACAUCGAUGCAUUUUGUUGGUGAAAAGAAUAUUUUGGCGUAUAAAUUUUUUAACCAUGGUAGAUUUAUUUCCUUUGUCUCAUUACACUGCAUGUAAUUAUUCAUGAAAUGAGCUUAAUAGGAGGCAACGGAAAUUGAGUAAAGUUGGGUUAAAAAACUGAUUUUAAUUUUGUCUGUAAUACAUGUUCCAUGUAGCUAUUCAUAAAAUGAUUUCUAAGGUCCUAAGUGACUUUUCAUCUCAAUAUUAUUUUUUCAAGCAAAUAAAACAAAAACGAUUUCUUAAAACACAAGCAAGCGAAUAUUAACAUUAAAAGCCGACGUUUCGGUAUCAUCAUGACACCAUUCUCAAGGCAAAAUGAAUAAAUAAUGCCAAGAUUUGAUUUCUAGAGUCUCUACCUUUGUGCGAAUCGAGUCCGCCUGCACGUCUAGGGAUGGUUUGAGUUUUCUUAUAAAGAGCAUCUCCUUAAUUAGGCAAUCAAAUUUGUUAGAACCUUUAGUGAGCACAUGAAAUUGUUCUGAAAGAAAAGGUGGUACGUCCGAGUUAUGUUCGCUAAGAUAAUGUUUAUGUUGUAGUUCAUUUUUUAUCCCAAUUAAUUUUUAUUUUUCCAUUGUUUGGGGGUAUGGUAAUGUAUGCUAAUGAAUUUUAAACAAAGGAAAAACAAAAAUUAACUAAGAUAAAAAAUUAACUGCAACAUUUACAAACCAUCCCUAAACGUACAGGCGCGCAGACUCGAUUCGUGCAAAGGUAUUCACUUGAAGAACUUGUGAUCCUUUGUUAUUAUGCUAAUUUGUAGAGACUAUAGAAAUCAAAUCUUUGCAUUGUUUAUUCAUUUUGCCUUGAGAAUGGGGUCAUGUUGAUACCGAAACGUCGGCUUUCAACGUUAAUAUGCGCUUGCUUAUGUUUUGAAUAAAACAAAGGUAAUUUGAAAAGUAAUUUGAAAAGAAAAUCUACAUUUACAUUGUAGCACUGAUCAGAAUUCCCUUGACACGAAUUUUUUUUAGGAAGCAUCUUAAAUGCCAAAGUUUCUCUCUGAUCAACCUUGUUGCUUUGUAUGGCAUUUGGUUAUAUUUAGUAAUGCUGACUUGAGAAUUAAGAGCGAAUUUUAAGGAUUAAUUGCAAAGAAAAUGAAGCUUUGAAGUGAAAAACUGAAAUUAUCACCACUCAGCAGAAGGAUUUACUGUACACUACUUUAUUUAGCAAACAUGGUUGUUUAUAGUUUGUGCUAAAUGCUACUUCUCAUCUUUUUGGUAAAAGGUUCCUGUAUUUAACAGAUGCCUAAAUUACCGGUAUUAAGAAGGUGCUAGUAGGGCCAGUCCAUAGGCAUCUACUCAGAAAAGUGUGCACUCUUCUUUUAAGGAAAUAUAAAUUAAAGGAUGAUCAAUCCAGGUCCAUAUAUCUUUUAGCGUCUCACACAGAUGUUCUUUGGGAAUUGUCACGUGUUCCACUAUAUGACGUUAGUGGGGCAGGAAUGCGUGAUGAACCCCUAAGAAUGUCUGCCUGGGAGGCUAUAUAUUUUUUAGAUUAUUUUGUUAUUUUGUUAAGUGACUUUUUCCCCUUUGUUAAAAAAAAGGUGACAUGACUGUAAUUAGGAACUUUGAUUUAACGCUGUUGUUUUGCAAGUGAAGAUGGUGAAAAAAACGCAAAGUUGGGUUUGCGUCUUAUAACCAAGUAUUUAUGUGAAAUUUUCAGUUUGUUAACUUAAAAGGAUGAAGUUCAAAAAUUCAGGGUGCGUCUUAUAAGCGAGUGCGCCUUAUAACCGAAAAAAUACUUUAGUUUUAAUUUGUUAGAUCUUAGUAGUUUUAAUUUAUUGUUUGGAUAUUUUCAUAUUUAUUCAGAAUGUGUUGGAAGAUUAUGAUGAUAUUGUAGUUACUGUCGGCAGUGGAGGAACAGCAUCAGGAAUUGCUAUUGGCAAUUACUUGACUGGCUCAAAACUUAAGUAAGGCUCCAGUUUGCAUUGAAAUAAUAGUUAUUUAGGACCAACUAUUUAGUUGCUUGCUUACUAAAAGAGAUAUUUGCACUCUGCUAAAAAUGUGGUAACAAAAUUAAUCUUCUAGACUGACCAGUUCAGUUUUCUAUGGAUUGUUAUUAAUUCAGAAAAGAAUUUGCCAAUAUUCCUUUAUUUUUUUCUCUGUUUUGGAAUAAUUUAUUGUAAAGGUUGAUAUACAGGUUAGCCUUCAAAGCAAAAUUGCUUCAUGAUUCCCACCUGUUUUCACUAACAGAGUGGGAAUAUAUGUAUAUCUGUCUGGAUUUGAUAAAAUUGACAAUUUGACCCUUGAAGUCAAUAAAACGAAGUUGAAAGUCGCUAGUUAGGGCUUAAAACGGACGAAUAAAUAGCUGGCACCACACGAAAAGUUGCUCUUGGCAAGAGCGACAGAUUUGUAACGAAGUGAACAAGCACAGAAAUAAUGACCCUUCAGUCUCUUAAACUACAGGUAUGAGGUUCAUAGCGAGAUGCCCGACUAAAACAGACCUAGAAUCCACCUUUCGUGACCCCACUAUCGGUUGUCUAAGACAAAAUCACUUCAACUAAACACUUACAAAGCAUUUUCAUGCUUGUACACAAUAUCCUUAUAACACGAGCGCCACAACAUACCUGAAAUCUGUCUGUCAACAACUUAAGGGAAUCACACAAUUAACCACGUAGUCCAGUCAAUCUAGGCAUUUUCGAGGCUCAACAUCAAACUAAUUGCAACAGAAUUGUUUUCAACGCCAUUUAAGUAAGGGUGGCCUAUCUAGCAACAUACUAAAAAUCCGCCAAAAUCCGAUCGGUGGAACAUGUCAAAAUUAAGCUUUAAACAUAGGGGACCCACGUUAUUUGAAAUUAUACGUUAAAACAAAAAAUGCACAAAAUGUGUCUGUUACUUUUAUGGAAAAGUGAAAGAAGAAAGAAUAACUGCUACCUAGUUUUCGGUGAUAAAACAAAGUGUUUAUUUCUUAAAAAAAGGAUAAAUAUUAAAGGCGGUUGGCUUUUGCACAGGAAACCCAUGCUCCACUCAAGGAACCCCCAAAUAACAGGAGGCUUACAGAGUAAGAGAGUGAACUGUUGGCUGUUAAACUACAACAAAUUUAGUCGUAAAGCUUUAAAUCUGAAAAAUGAAGGCCGUUACUUAAUCAGAUUAAAUCAGAUUUCUAUUAGCUGCAAGAGUAAGAAAAAUAUAUAUCUAGUUGGAUUUUUAAGAAAGUUACAGCCAAAACAGAGCUCUCCCAUCAAACAGUUUUCUCUUUCAAAAACUAUCUCCAAAGAAGCCAACAUAACAGCUAAUAAUGCAGCCAUUUUUUUUUUCUCUUUCUCCUAACUCUUUCUAUUUUUCCUUUCCUUGUUCUUUUCUAGGGGGAUUUUCGGGCUCAUUUUGCUUUUGGUCUUUUUCUUGUCAAAAGACUAAGACGUUUGAUACGUUUUCAAAUAUCCAGCAAGGUAAUACUUUGGCUUUUACGGCUACCUAUACAUUAAUCUUCGUUAACGUACUGACUUCCUCACAUAUACAAGUUUCACUUUUUUAAAGUUUUUUGUUUUCCUCUUGAUAAAAGUGAAUUGGACAGGAGAGGAGGAUAGUUUUACUAAUUCUUUACGAUGCACAACAAUGCAGAGUUUUUGAGCGGAUAAGCUCCAAUGACUAUGAAUUUGAUAGGAGAGGAAUGCGUUUUCAUUUAAGGAAAAGUGUUGUUACCUUCGCAAAAAAAUUAUAAAGGUUAACGGAACAUUCAUGGCAUGAGAACUUUGGUUCCAGCAAACGUUUGUUUCAAGAAAGCGAAAUAGUACAAUAAGGAGGCAGGUUUUUAAGGGAAAAAUUAACUCUGGGUAGCCAAAACAAUGCGUAUGUAAAAUAUAUUGUAAGAGUCUAUGGAGAAAUGGAAAUUCCCCACGCAGAGCAUAAUUUACGCAACUUAGUGAAAAGGUUAACAUGUAGUAAGUUGAAGUGUUGCGCAACGCUCAUCCGAAGAGAAGCAUAGGCUCCGCAAAAAGAGGUGAGCCAUCAGAAGCUAAGUCAGGCAAGCCCAUUAAUGUCGUACAUAUGUCCAGUACUUUCGCUCCUUCAUUGACCGCUGCAAAUAGUUUCAGACGUAUAGGAUCCCAUGAUCGUUAUAGAAAAAGAGGUCUUCAGACUUCAUUUGCCAAUGGACGAAAAAAAAAACUGGUCAAGGUUCAGGGUUGUUCUCACAUAAGAAAUGCAAGGAGGGAAUAUAAACGCUUCGAGACAACAGAGCGAUUACUCUACUUAUUCAUCCUGCCAAGAAGUGAAGGGCUGCCGCAGAAAAUGCAAACUAAACAUACAGAUACACUAAACUAAAUCUGAGACUCGCUACAACGAGAAUAUAAAACUGGAACAAUCACACUGCGCUUGGUUUUCUAGAUUUCCCUUACAACAGAUUUGGCCAGGUGUAAUGAAAAGCGCAGACUGAGCGUUAAGAUCUAUCAAAAACCAAAUAGACGGAGUCCUUAGCAGAAUAUUUAUUUACUCACAUGGUAAAGCACGGAGUCAUAAUCCUAAAGGAAGUUGCGCUUGUCGCUAGAAAAAAAAAAGAAUCCCUGUUUUCGAUCACACAUAUUGUGUCCAAGGUUUGAACAUAACUACUUCACAAAACUCGAUUACGUACAGAAAAAGGGAAUAGGUGUGAAACAGUUUGUACUGAAACUAAGCUAUCGUCCGUUGCACACAUUUAGUCGCACGUUAUCCUGCAGCAUGGAUGCAAAUUUAGUAGUUGACCGAAGGUGAGCAAAAUAUCAAACAUCAGUCAGCUACUAAAUUUGAAUCCAUGCUGCACAUAUAAAAAAUUAACAGCCUGUAAAACUGCUAAAAUACUUACUGCAUUUCUGAUAUUGCGCAUAAAAAUCAAUUAUUGUUUUUAACCAUGUUAACACAGACUGACUAAUAAUUUCCCUUUUAAAUAUCGUCAUAGAAAAAAAAAAAGACAAGUGGCUGGGUAACCUGUGCAGAGCCGUCAAGACGAAACACUUACCCUGGUGUUUCUCACACAUUAAGCCGGCGUUUUUUAAGUCAAAACUACCCAAAAUACACUAGCGAUGUUGUAUCAAAAAUUCUUGAAAAAAAAAACACAAUUAUCAGAUGUUUUGUCAGAAUUUGUGAUCUUUCUGAAAUUGGGCUUCCUGUGGUGAGAGUUGAAAAUCUUUAUUGCCAAUUUUUCUCAUGUUUCACCAAACCGAUUUUGGCGGAUUUUUAGUAUGUUGUUAAACAGCCAUUCAACAAUUAAAUGGCGUAGAAAAAAAUUAUGUUGCAAUUAGUUUGAUACUAAACCACAAUUUGACUGGACUAACGUUCGCGGCACUGAUAAAACUAUCCACAACCAACCAGACACAAUGUUUCCACACUUUUAAAAUACAGGCGAAAUAUCAUCACAUUACUCUCUCUCAAUAACUCUCGCUUUCUCCAUAUAUAUCAUCACAUGUAAACUUUGCUGACACAAUCGAUUUAUUCAAGAUCCUGGAUGUAGACGAGUCGUUUUGAAAGGGACACAUGAACGCCGGCCUUCAAAGUCUCUGGCCUGGUCAGAAAUCAGCAUCAAUUUUGCUCUCACUGAAUAGUUUUGACUCCUAAAAGCUACUUUUUAAGGCCAGAGACUCGUCACCGCCCACAUCAAAGCUCGCAAUAUGAUGCCUUUUCGUCUCUAGCCCGAGAUCCGUGUUUCACCCGUUUAGCCAAAAUGAGACGAAAUACGGUAACAUAUUGGACAACGGCAGACUUUGCCAAUCGUGAGACUUGUUCCUUCAUAAGGCUCAAUGAUGCCUUCCGGAAACCUUUCUGCGGGCGGCCAAAAAGAAACCUAGAAAAUUAACCGACCACAGAAAACAACUUCUACCGCGCACGCUGAUUUCAAAUGUCAUAGUGUUUUAUGACAAGGACAGAAUUAUGAGAAAUGAUAGGUAGGGGAGAGCUGCGUGGGCGGAGGGGGGGAGGGGAAGAUGUAAAUAGCAUAUUAAACACAUGUUUUUUGAUCUACUGCACCUUUUAAGGGGAUUUUUGUACUGAAAAGAUCAUUAAAAAAAAAAAGAAUGGUCAAGUACUGAACAAGCCUCAAAUGAGACUGUUGCUAAAAAUUUCUGGAGGUACCUUUUAUCAAAUCCACACAGAUAUAUUUUCUAUAUAUUCUGAAAACAGAAUAUUAUAUAGAAGAAGUGACUGAAGCAAAUGCUUUAAUUUUUUUGCCAUAAUAGUGUAAUAUAAGCAAGCGAAUAUUAACGUUAAAAGCCGACGUUUCGGUAUCAUCAUGACACCAUUCUCAAGGCAAAACGAAACGAAACGAAACGUCGGCUUUUAACGUUAAUAUGCGCUUGCCUAUGUUUUAAGAAAUCGUUUUUGAUCAAGACUUUAAAAUAGUGUAAUAAACCUUUUUUCCCUGGGGUUCCUCCCUGGACUACUUGGUAAAAAAUAAACAACAACAAACAAGCAAAAAAAUCACUUGGCAGUAGUUAAGGCACUUUCUAGUCAGUCAAAAAGUAAAUAAAAAGAAGAAAAGCAGAGUCAGACACACAUACAGGAGGCAGCAUGGCCGAGCUGUUAGCGCAUCGGACUCGCAAUCCGGUGGUCCCGGGUUCGAGUUCCGCUCUGGCCACUUGCUGGAUUUGUCCUCGGUCGUCCCGAGUUCAUAUCCUUGGCCACACUUGUCACUAGCCAACUGGUUGCCUUCUGCCAGUUGGGGUUUUUAAUCCUAUUAUGUUGUAUUUGAAUUAUUUGUUUCUAAGUAUUUGAGUGGAGUGCCUGUAAACUAGCUGGAUAAGCUAAGUGCACUUUCCACUAUAAACAAGCCUUUAAACCUUUAAAAGCAAACAGAUGUAAAUCAUCCAAACUGUCCCUUUUGCAAUUCAAAAGCUAUGUUUGCUUUUCUUUCUGCUUAAUUUCUUCUGUUCUUUUGUUGGGAAAAGUGAAAUUUUGUAUGUUCAUGGCUCAGUCAGUAAGAUUUGCAAAAUGUUGUGGAUGUUGUGCAAAGGUUAAAGAGAUUUACUGCUUCCUAAGGAAUUGUUCAUGAGUAUACGGUUAAUAGUUUUAAUCGGCUGAACUUCCAGUGGAGGGGGUUACUCCCAAUAAUGGCCUAUUUGGGGAGGCUACCCCCAAAGGGGUACCAUUUUUUAGGCUUCAGGUACAUGAAAAGGUGGAAAUUUCAAAUGAUGAUACGAAAGAGUAGGGAAACGUGUGAUUUCGGUCUGUAACUAAGGCCCAAAAGGGCUGACAUCUGCACCAUAUUUUUAUGGCUGCGAAAUAGUUGAGAAAAUGUUAUGUUUUUGUGAUUGAUUCAUUCAAAAUUCAGAGUGAAUUUACAACAGCUAAAAGGGAUGCAAAGUUCUAAGCUUAACAGGUGUGUGGAAGGGGUACACGAAAGAGACACCUUUUCUGUCAAAGAUGUGGUAGUAUAAUUAUUAUAAAUGGGUAUUAAAGGGAUUGUUCCUUUGGACAAAGCCUACAGAAUGUAGUCCCUGUAUAUAACUUGGUAAAAAAAUUGAAGCUGUGAAAAACUUUGCUUUUUUUCAACUUUGUAGAUGCCAUGCAGUUAAUGUGUCUGACAAUGCAGCUUAUUUUUAAAAUAAAAUCAAUGAAGACCUUAGAAUUGAGGGAAGUGAUGUCAAAGCAGAAGAUAUUAUAGAUAUUAUUGAUAGCUACAAAGGAGGAGGAUAUGGCGUGUCAACUCAACAUGAGCUAGGUGGGUACACUCUUGUAGGACUGGGGUAAUUGUUUUUCAAACAGAUGAUAUUAUUAGUAUUAGUGUGAGGAGGUGUGUCGCAACUGCUCACUGGAUUGGUUGGGAAAACAAUGAACAAACAAAGUUAACAGUGACACCUAACCCCAAAACAAAAGAGCUGCAACAUAUUGGGGUACAACAAAAAUGUUAUGAGCAAUCAAUGUGAAGGAUGUGUGUAGUUGGGGGGGGGGGGGGGCGGUGGUGUCCACUUGUGUAUACUGUUAAAGUUGUUUGCUAUAAUUUAAUUCUAUACAAACGAGAUUCUACCUGGCAACUUCCAAAUCUUUCCUCACUACCCCCAACUCUUCUCAUACAGUGUAGGUUGACCACUGAAUUUAAUUCGAAAACCUGUGUAAUCUUCCUGGCUUCUUCAAUUCACAUGACAUACAAUACAAUACAACUGCUUCCAGCUAAGUCUUUAAAGUUGGUAACAUUGCACAGUCUAUGACGUCAGAGGGUAAUAUUACCGAAAUCACUGCAGGGAAGGGGGAAUACAUGCUGAGAAUUGACGGAGUCAUCAUUAAAAUAGCAAUUGGUUGAAUCUUUUGGUGUGACUCGACAAGUGGUGUUCUUUGGUUUUAUUUUGACUUAUUUUACUUUGUUGUCAAAUUGAAGAGAACAUUAUUCAGAUUUCGAGAACAACUGGGAUAUUGGUGGAUCCAGUAUACAAUAUAAAGGCGAUCAGGGGAAUGUUAACAGAGAUGACAAAUAAUCUUGGAAGAUUUAAAGGAAAAAGAAUACUCUACAUCCAUACAGGUACAAUUUUUCAUCACUAUAUACAUCUUCCUCCGUCUUACAUAGUGUUUAAUUUAGUCUUUCUGUCACUGAUAGAGAGCCUGUCAAAAGCUUCGCAAAACACAAAUUAUUUGCUCGUUGGCAGUCUUAGAAUCUAAAGGCCUCUUUUGAAUUUACAAAUUGAUCAUAGUUAGUCUGGAGAGGCCUUCGGAUACUUAUAAGUGUCGCUGCUUAGUAGUCUGCUCAGGCAGGAUGGAGCAUUGAAUUCAGCUUCAGGCAUUUACGACUGACAAGUUUGACUUUCUUGGGUGCAGACAUAAACAUAUAAAACUGUGUGUUAAUACUAUUAUAAAACUGGUUUACAUAGUCCACACUGUCGACUGAAAUUACAGAAAGAAUAUAGGAUUUCCGGUUUGUAGAAAAAGCAACCCGCCUUCGAAACACCGGAAGCGUGGGAAGAGCCCUAGAGCCAGUCCCUCUCCUCAUCAAAUAUCUCUUGAACAGCGGAGUGCAUGUUUCGUCGCCUAACUAUUAUCUGACUAGGUGGGGUGGUUGGUCUGUAUGAUGGCAGAAUGGAUUCCUUGAUCACAGGGUUGCCGUCUUCAGAGGGAAUAAAGCAAGUUUCUUAUUGGGAAGACAUAAAUGAUCCUCUGCCAUUUCAACAGUAA
Molecule: messenger RNA, 13556 nt
Organism: Porites lobata
Lineage: Eukaryota; Metazoa; Cnidaria; Anthozoa; Scleractinia; Poritidae
Source: the annotation of a GenBank genome assembly